GGGCGUGGUUUCCAAAGCCUGCACUCACGUUGCACUGAUGUGUUGAACCGCUGAUUGAGGGAAAGACCAUCUCUGGAGAAACUAGGGCAACAGAAGAACAAUAAUCGUUGUAGGCAACUAACGUCUUAAAGAAAGUUUCUGCGUACAUCCACCGGGUUCGUUGGAUAUAGGCGCACUUUCUACGACGUUGAAUUGUCACCAGGAUAUUUUUCAGUGGAUUUAAGAGGGAAAAACGGGAGUGUAUACAACGAAGAGUUAGCUAAGUUCACCAGCAGCUACAUAGAUAACAUUAGAAAGCUGGCUAUAGCGAGUUAGUCCGUAUAAUUCACCACUUUUUUGGCUCCAUUUCUACUAUCAUAUAUAAGGCCCUGAGGAGACGUCGCCUGCUCGUGAGGAGCCACGCUUAAACAGACAGCAUGCAGAACGCCGGGCGUCACUGGGGCUCUCUGCCCAGGGGACUCUGCUGAGGCGUGAGAGGGCCGGGUGGAGAGAGAGAGAGAGAGUGAGGAAGAGAGAGAGAAAGGAAGAGGAGAAGAGCGCGGGAGAGAGAGAGAGAGAGAGGACUGCUGAUCCGUUCCCGGAGGGCCUGAUGGUGGAGAUGCCGGGGACUUCCAGCUCGUUUCCGGAGGGAGAGGACAACGCCCCGGCCCCGCCCGGGUCGCGGGAGGCCGACGGGACGGCGGAGCGGGACUGCGGAGGGCCGCAGGGCCCCGGGGCCGCAGAGUCAGCCUCCGGGUCUGGGUCGGGUUCCGGGUCCGGGUCCGGGUCCGGGUCCGGGUCGGGCGAGGACGAGGAGGAGGCGGAAGGGGACGUUGGAGGGGGCCGGCGUCGGGGCGCGGCAGGGGCGGCUGAGGGGAGCAGUGGGGAGCCCUCCCCCGGGGAGCAGGGCCAGGACGACGUGGACAUGAGCAGCAGCGGCCACGACUCCGGCAGCGGGAACGACUCCUGCGGCCGCUCGUCCUCCGCCAACCGCAGCCCCCGCAGCGCCGCCUGCUCCGGCAGCGCCAAGAGCGAGCAGCUGGGCCGGGAGCGGGCGCAGGAGCACCGGGAGGUGAUGGAGACGGUGCAGGAGAUGAAGAAGAGGCUGCCGUCGGAGAAGAGGAGCCGCAGCAAGGCCAGCACGGUGGAGGCGCUCAACUACGCGCUCAACUGCGUCAAGCAGGUGCAGGCUAACAGCGAGUACUACAAGCUGCUGAUGAGCAGCGGGCUGGAGGAGAGGAAGGAAGCCGCGGUCUGCCCCCUGGAGGAGCUGGAGAGCAUUACCUCGGAACACACCCUCAAAAACACGGACACGUUCGUGGCGGUGUUCUCGCUGACCAGCGGCCGCAUCCUGUUCGCCUCCGAGCAGGCGGCCUGCAUCCUCAGCUGCAAGCGCAAGUUCCUGCAGUCCGCCAAGUUCGUGGAGCUGCUCUUCCACCAGGACGUCAACGUCUUCUACUCGCACACCGCCCAGCCCCACCUGCCCCCCUGGAGCGUGGGCUCCCAAAACGCGGCCAUUUUGUUCCAGUGCGCCCAGGUGAAGUCCUUCUUCUGCCGCAUCAGGGGGGGGAAGGACCGGGACGGGGAGAUGCGCUACAACCCGUUCCGCAUCACGCCCUACCUGCUGAAGGUGCAGGGCGGGGAGGGGGAGGGGGAGGGGGAGGCGGAGCGACCCUGCUGUCUGGCGCUGGCCGAGCGCAUCAUCUCAGGAUACGAAGCGCCGCGGAUCCCCAUGGACAAGCGCAUGUUCACCACCACGCACUCCCCCGGCUGCGUCUUCCUGGAGGUGGACGAGCGUGCUGUGCCGUUGCUGGGAUACCUCCCUCAGGACUUGAUUGGGACGUCGGUGCUGACCUGCCUGCAUCCUGAGGACCGCGCGCUCAUGCUCGCCAUGCACCGCAAAAUCCUGAAGUACGCGGGCCAGCCCCCCUUCGAGCACUCCCCCAUCCGCUUCCGCUGCCAGAACGGGGACUACAUCACCCUGGACACCAGCUGGUCCAGCUUCAUCAACCCCUGGAGCCGCAAGGUGGCCUUCAUCAUCGGGAGGCACAACGUCCGCACCGGCCCUCUCAACGAGGACGUGUUCGCAGCGCAGACUAAAGGGGAGGGGCCUGUCAUCUUCGAGGAGGUCAAAGAACUGCAGGCGCAGAUCUACAAGCUGUUUCUGCAGCCCGUCCACAACAAGGGCUCCAGCGGCUACGGCAGCCUGGGCAGCAACGGCUCCCACGAGCCCUACAUCAGCGUGGCCUCGUCCAGCGACAGCAACGGCAACCUGUGGGAGGAGUCGCACCGCCAGCCGAUGACGCUGCAGCAGAUCAGGGCUGAUGUCAGCAGGGUGAAGAGCUGGGGCCAGCAGGCCUACCUGCACUCACGCAGGAAACACCCCCCCUUCGGGAAACCCCCGCCAGGGCCGGCGGUGCCUCUUCCUCACCAGGCCCAGAAUUCGGCACUCAGGGGUCGCCACGGUCAGACCCCCGAGGAGUCGCGGAAGCAGCCGCACGUUCCGUCCUACCAGCAGAUCAACUGCGUGGACAGCAUCAUCAGGUACCUGGAGAGCUGUACGGUCCCGGCACUGAAGCGCAAGAGCAAGUCUCUGUCCAUCGCUACCUCCUCCUCUUCCUCAGCGUCGGAGGAAGAGAAGACCCCCGCGGACCUGCACGGGGACGCCGUGCACACAGAGGACGUGGCGCUGGUGGCCCCCGGAGCUCCGGACAGCCAGGUUUCGGCGGGGUCGGUGGCGGCCGUGGUGGGGGCGCCCCUGACGGACAUCACCCUGUCCACCAAGGCCAUGAGCGUGGUGUCCAUCACCAGCCAGUGCAGCUACAGCAGCACCAUUGUGCACGUGCCCCAGCCCGAAUCUGAGGUGACCGCGCUGGAGGACGCGCCGAUGGGCAGCGAGCAAGCCGACCCCGCCCCUCCGCUGACGCCCCGCCCCCCCGAGGAGUUCCGCGUGGUGGGGCUGACCAAGGAGGUGCUGUCGGCGCACACGCAGAAGGAGGAGCAGGAGUACGUGGACCGCUUCCGCCACCGCAUCCUGCAGAGCCCCUACAGCUCCUACCUGCAGCAGGACGACAGCAGCCUGGCGCACUCGCACCACCACGGCGAGCACGGGCCCACGAAGCCGGCUAGCGCUCGCGGCGGCGGCUGGAGCAAGUCCAAAACCGGGAAGCCCAAACACAAGCGGCCCAAAGCGCGGGACUCCUCGGACAGCUACACCUCCCCCCGCCAGCCCCCGCAGCCCCCGGACUCCUCCUGGCCCCCCUCCGAGUCCUCCCAGCCGCAGCCCGCCCCCGGCGGCGCGGGCUUCCUGCCCCCCCUGCUCAUGCCCUCCUUCCAGGCCCCCUACUUCAGUGGCCUGGGGCAAGUGGGCAACUCCGCGGCCAACUCCGCCUUCAACGCAGGCAGCCAGCAGGGCGGGGCCCUCUUUGUGCUGCAGCCAGAUCAAAUCAUGCAGCCUGCGCAGAGCAUGCAGCCCAUGCAGAACAUGCAAACCAUGCAGAACAUGCAGCCAAUUCAAAUCAUGCAACCAAUGCAGAACGUGCAGCCUAUGCAGAACAUGCAGCCUAUUCAAAACAUGCAGCCCAUGCAGAACAUGCAACCAAUGCAGAACAUGCAGCCCAUGCAGAACAUGCAACCAAUGCAGAACAUGCAGCCCAUGCAGAACGUGCAACCUUACACGGCGCCUGUCAUGGCCUGGGUCAUGUUGAACUACCCCGCCUAUCCCAACUACCCCCUGUACCCCCAGGGGAUGCUCCCGGCGAUGGCUCCAGCUGCCCCUCUCCUCCCCCAGCCCUUCAGCCUUCCCGGGUUCGGCCCCGCCCCCGGCCCCGCCCCCUUCCACACGGGCCACGCCCCCCAGCCCGGGACGCUGGCGUCGUCCCCUCCCGCCCCGCCCUUCAUGGCCUCCUCCAACCCCCCCUCCUCCCUGGGGGAGGACGCGGACGCCACUCAGCCCACCGCGCUCUUCUCCAGCUCCCGCUCCAGCUCCCCGCUGCAGCUCAACCUCCUGCAGGAGGAGCUGCCUCCGCAGAGCAGCACGGGCCAGGCCGAGAGCCUCCAGGAGCCGCACGCCAAAGCGGAGGACGCGGCCAGCGAUUCGGGUAACCACGACGACCAGUCCACCUCCAGCAAGCUGCUGGACCUGAUGCUGCAGGCGGACGCCCGGUCCGGGACGGGCUCCAACGCCUCGGGCAGCCGGUCCGGGGAGUCCGGGGGGUCGCUGGGCUCGGGGUCGGGGUCCGGGUCCGGGUCGGGCUCCAACGGCACCUCCACCAGCCACACGGGCAGCAGUAACAGCAGUAAGUACUUUGCCAGUAACGACUCCUCGGACACGUCCCGGAAGGCCAGGAAGCACGUGGAGGCCCCGGAGAGGCCCGGGUUCGACGACUGUGCGGAGGACUCGAUCUGGACCCUCAUCCAGCAGACCCCCGAGCCCGUGAUGCUGACCUACCAGAUUCACUCCAGGGACCAGGCGCAGGUGCUGCAGGAGGACCGGGAGAAGCUGCUGCUGCUGCAGCCCAGGCAGCCGCACUUCACCCAGCAGCAGAGGGAGGAGCUGGCCGAGGAGCACCCCUGGAUCCAGCAGCGCGGGCUGCCACACGAGAUCGGCACACAGGGCUGUGUGGACUGCUGCACGGGACCCGGCGACACGUCGCCACGCCCCUCGCCCCGCCCACAGACUCCCAACACCUCCAGCCCAUUGGACGGUCUGCCAGAGGACUCCGGCCCCCCCGCCAACACCUGAUGUGUCACCCCAACCGCCCCGCCCCCCCUCGCCCAGAGGAACACAGGGGCUCAGACUAAAGCCCCCCCUCCCCCCCUCAGAGUUACCCGCGGCUCUCUGUACCUAGAACAGUGCUGGGCGUGAGGAGGGGCCUGCUUCGCUUGCAGGGCGUGAGGAGGGGCCCAUUUCGCUUGCAGGGCGUGAGGAGGGGUCCGUUUCGCUGCGUACCGCGCCGUUCCGUUUACACACGCGCUUCACGCGCACGUAACGCACGGCAACGCCACUUAGCGCACGUGGACCCGGUGUUCUGACUGUGGCGGAGCUGGGCUGUUCCCAGCCCGUUGCAGAACAAGGCCAGUUUCUUACGGGCGUAACGAUCGAAGGUGGGUUCGGAUUCGGGUUCAGGUGGGGAGCGGCGUUCGGGACGGGGUCCGCUGUGAGCGGACACGUUACCGUCUGCGCCUGUUUAAUCCCUCGAACGAUGGACCUCAACAACUGUGACUCUUAAAAAACCGUCCAGCAGUAUCUGUUCAUACGUACACUCCCGUUCCUUUUCCUGUUCUUUUGAAGAUUGUAUUCAGGCACAAGGGUGUACGUGUGUGUAUGUGUCUCUGUGUGUGUGUGUGUGUUAUUUAACUCAAGUAAAUGGAGCCCGUAGCAUGUACAUUCCAUACCUGUGCCAAUGCGGUGUGUGUGUCUCACGCUGCGGCAACAGGAGUCCCGGGUGCGCGGAACAGAGGGGAAACCACGUCCCCCCAAAAGACAGUCCCACCCUGUUCAUGUCCUCCGAGAAGCCGUUGAACUGGAAACGGUCAUUUUUUAAAAUUUUAUUUUUCAUUGUGAAAUAAUCUGUUCUCACAGGCAGUAUUACAGAACUGUUUUUAAACGCCGUGUCGGUCCAAGGUGCUCGCCCAAAGCUGUGAUCUUUUAGUUGGGACUGCAGCGUGUGUUGUAAUGGCUCUGUCCCCCCCGUUUUUGGGGAAACUCCCAUCGUCUGCUUCGGGUUGUUUAGUGAACAGAGUCUGCCGGAGACAUUUUUGUUGCUCACUAUGUUUCAUCCCUUGGAUGAGUCCUAGGUGCAGGUUCCGUUCGUUUCGGUGAGACUAGACCAAUCGCAACGCCGCAUUUUGAAGUGAAGGGGGCAGGCCGCGCCCGUUUCGUUACGACGGGAUUGUGGUGACCGCCCAGGUCCAGGGGUGUGACUGUAGGAACAUGAGCGUCCGCGUCGAUGGGACAGCUCGACGCAUUUAUCGCUUCAGAAUCGCUGUGGGGUUCGGGCAGAUCCCCGGCCACGGACGAUGGUGGUGCUGCGUGAGUGAGCUGGAGGAGCAACGACUGUUUUCAGCCCCCAAAACCCCCCUCGCCCCCCGCCCUCCCCAGCCCCGCCCUCCCCAGGUGCGAAGCUACAGCAUCACUUUUGAAGCAGCACACUUUCCUGUUUGCUUCCAGAACUUUCUCUCCUUAAACCAGUGGCCCAGAACAGAGCCAGCUCAGGCCCUCCUUGGGGGGGGGGGGGGGGGGUACACAGUCAGUAUGAGAACGGCUGUGGGCUCCCCAUUAAACUGCCAGUUAUGCCAUAGGAGACGGCUCCCCCCAGAUACUGUUUUUCCAUUAUGAAUGAUGAUACCUGUUUGGAUGAAAUUAAGUUGGCCCUGUGAAAAAAAAAAAAAAAAAAAAAUGAAUGAAUCGUUGACUAAUGGAUUUUGAAAGCGAGGUUUCCCCAGAGUAGAGACAGUGUCUUGGUUUUGCCGCUGGAUGGUGAAAUUGGCUCUUGUUCAGCCCGUGAACAAGGCCUGCUAUUCUUUAAUUUAUUGAAAUAUGCCAAAAAAAAACAAAAAAUCUCAAAUGUCUAUUUUUGUUGUGUGUAAAUUUGUGGCUAAUUUGUUCAGUUCCUUUUUGUCCUGUUAGAGAUGCGGUCUUUGAGAGGAGAGCGUUGUAGUGACGGAGUUAAAAGCAGACUUGUAGGCGAUGUCCCGUGGGACAGCUUUCAGACCGCACACCUGCCCGCACACCUGUCUAUUAAACGGCUGGGUUUUUGUACAGUUUUUGCCUCAGUGCAGGGAUCUCACAGGUUUUGUACAGUAUUUUUAGAGAGAGAAAUAUAACAGCACCUUGUAUUUUACAAAAGAAAUGACAAAAACAAACGUGAAGAGUAUGAAUAAUGGCUUUUUUGUCGGCUGUUCAGGGAGUCACUUUGUGGCACCAUGAAGUGACUAAAUAAACGAUGACUAUU
Molecule: messenger RNA, 6935 nt
Organism: Anguilla rostrata (American eel)
Lineage: Eukaryota; Metazoa; Chordata; Actinopteri; Anguilliformes; Anguillidae
Gene: per3
Product: period circadian clock 3
Exons: 22
Coding region: 590-4723 (1377 amino acids)
Biological process (GO): negative regulation of transcription by RNA polymerase II; entrainment of circadian clock by photoperiod; circadian regulation of gene expression
Cellular component (GO): cytoplasm; nucleus
Molecular function (GO): transcription cis-regulatory region binding; transcription corepressor binding
Source: RefSeq, a predicted model, not a curated record